AUGCUAGCCCAGCGCACGAUCGAGCCGCUCAAGACUGAACAUCGGCAGACACUGACCCGCAAGACUGAGGACCGGGCCGACCACGUCCUGAGCGGUUCGGUCCACCUUGCCAACCGGCAGACCGAGCCGGAGGAGGAGAAGGGCUGGGAGUGGGCGGCUCCCCGCCUCGCGCUGCUUGCGAUGGCCGGAAGCUGUGGAACCAACUUCCCGCUCAUCCACAUCGUCGAGGAGUCCAUCUCUCCGUCUCAGGCCACCUUCCUGCGCUUCACCUGCGCGACUCUGCCCUUCCUCCCGCUGCUCGCUCAGCGCCUGUCCGCACUCGAGUGGGACUUGCGUGCAGACAAGACGAUGCUGCCAGGGCUGGAGAUUGGCGCCUGGUGCGCGCUCGGCUACGUCACGCAGGCCAUCGGCCUCGCCCAGACGGCACCGGCCAAGGGCGCCUUCAUCUGCGCGCUCUUCAUGGUGAUCACGCCGCUCAUCAACGGGCUGGCGGGCCGGCGCGUCGAGCUGCAGGCCUACCUCGCGGUCGCCAUCGCCCUGGCCGGCACGGCGGUGCUCGAGGGGCUCGUGCCGGGCGUGGGCGAGGCGUCGGCGGGCGGGCUCAGCGCCUUCAACGCCGGGGACGCGUGGUGCUUCGGCACGGCCGUCGGGUUCGGCGCCAUGUUUGCGCGCAUGGAGAUGCACAUGGAGCGGCUCGACGACGCGGACCUCGCGCUGCCGCUCACCGCGUGGCAGCUGGUCGCGAUGCUGGUCGCGACGGCGGCGUGGCACGCGGCCGACGGCGGCUUGGCCGGGGGGGCGGAGCAGUGGCUGCAGCAGGUGCAGGCGGCGAGCGGCGCGCAGCCGCUGCUCCUCUCGGCGCUGCUUUGGAUGGGGCUCGUCACGGGCGCCGGCGUGCUGUGGGGCGAGACGAUCGCGCUCAAGAAGGUCCCGUCGACAGAGGCGGGCGUCAUCUUCGCCACCGAGCCGCUCUGGGCGGCGGGCUUCGCCGCGCUGCUGCUGCACGACGCGAUCGCGCCAAACGAGCUGCUCGGCGGCGCCGCCAUCGUCCUCGCCUGCCUCUGCCUCCAGCUCCCCGAGGCGACCCUCCUUGCGCUCGGCGGCGGCGGCGAGAAGGACGCCGAAGCGGGUGGCGCGAGCUAG
Messenger RNA from Emiliania huxleyi CCMP1516, 1143 nucleotides. RefSeq lists its product as hypothetical. The coding region runs from base 1 to 1143 and encodes 380 amino acids. NCBI's taxonomy places the organism in Eukaryota, Haptophyta, Isochrysidales, Noelaerhabdaceae. The record is from RefSeq and is a predicted model, not a curated record. Gene Ontology annotation, cellular component: membrane. The transcript has a single exon.